This is a messenger RNA of Ceutorhynchus assimilis (cabbage seed weevil), 1889 nucleotides long. The record is from the annotation of a GenBank genome assembly. NCBI's taxonomy places the organism in Eukaryota, Metazoa, Arthropoda, Insecta, Coleoptera, Curculionidae.
UUUGUUUAUAUUUUCUAGUUGCUGGCAAAAUUGGUUUUUUGGCCCGAUUUAAAUGCUGAAAAAUGACAAGUAAAGUGCCUGGCAGUUGGCCUUGUAAAGAAAAUCAUGGCAAGUUUAGGUAUAAAACGUAAACGGGUAUCGAAAAAGAAUAAGUUGGCAUGGAGAAAGCACUCGAAAGUAGCCGACGUCGAACAAUUCUUGGACGAACAAUGGGAAGAAGAAAGACUGGGAGCCAUAGAAGCCCUACCGGACGACCAGCUGUUCGUAUUGGAUUCAAAACCGGACAAGGCCACAAUAACGACGAGGCAAAGUAAGAAAUUGAGAGCCACGAGACCGCUUAAAGGGUUUGCAGCAUUGCAACCUCAUACUAGUGUACCGGAUCCGAUUAAAAAAAGGAACAGAGUGCAAACUAAAGAGGAAAGAAAAAGCGAUUUGGUUAAGAAAAAAGAAUUGGAUGAUAGACGAAAUGGGGUUUUGAAGCUUAAGGAAAUCAAUGCAAUAGCUGAAAGAAGAUUGUAUGAGCUUAAGCGAGACAAAAAGGAAAAACGUGGGGAGUUUAAUAAAGAUGUUUGGUCUGAAGAGGCAGAUUCUGUCUUGCAAAAUGAUCCAUGGGCUGAAAAAGUUACAAAAGUGCAUAAUUUAAGAAACACAGGUGUUCCAGUUAAGAAUCGGCCUAUAAAAUCCAAGAGCCUUCUACAAGUAAUUGAACCACCACAUCCAGGAACUUCAUACAACCCCUCAUUCAAAGACCAUCAAGAUUUAUUAAGAACAGUGGCUCAAGAGGAAACAAAAAUAAUCAAAGAAGAAAAACAUUUGGAUAGAGUAACUAGACAAAUGUUUAGAAGAGUAACCAGCAAUAAAAAAGACUCCGAAUGGAUGGUGGAAAUGUCUCAAGGCAUGACAAACAAAGAAGAAAAGGAAAUAAAAGAAGAACCGGAAGAUUUGGACAAAAUAAGCAUCAAUCCUCCAGUGCAAAACAAAAAGAAAAGCGUGCAACAGCGCAGAAAGCAACGUGAACAACUUACCCUAGAAAACCAACUAAGAGCUAAAAAGUUGGACAAAAAGAAAAUUGGAGACAUUCACACAAUUAAAGUUUUAGAAAAGGAUUUGCAAAAACUUGCAAAAAAGCAGGAAAAAUUGCGAGAAGUAAGAAAAAUAAGGGCAGAAAAAAACAAGCUAAAACCAAAAGUACUAAGCUCCACAAAAUUUGAAGAUUACGGGCCAGAUUUUCAAAUGGGCCAAGACAUUGCAGGAAAUUUAAGAAGCAUGAAAAAGGAGGGCAAUUUAUUAAGUGACAGAUUCAAGAGCCUUCAAAAACGCAACAUCUUGGAACCGUCCAAGAGAGCUCACUAUAAAAAGCCCAAAGUUAAAAAGUACACUAAACCAGGACAUAAGGACGAUUGGGAAACAACUGUUGCUAGAAGGAAAAUUACUUCUAAGUAAAUGGAUUAUUUUGUAACAAAAUACACUUAUUGAAUUAGAAUCUUGUUUUAAUACUUACUCUUACUGCAUCAAUGUGAGGCUUUAUCCAACCUUUUUGGUUCAAAUCAAGUAUGUGGACAAACUUAAUUUGCGAUACCCCAGGUGGAAAAGCUAAAUCUCGAACUCUAUUCAAGAUUUUUGUGUUUGCCUCAUUCCAUUUUAGUCUUUCUGUUUCUCUAUAUCCAUGAAUAGCCUAAAUUAAGUAGAUUAUUUAUUGAAGACUAUCUUCAUUGCCCCUUACAUUAUCCCAAUGGUCAUAUUCGUAUUUUAGCUUUGUCAUAUAGGGGUCCAGUUCAUUCAUAAGACUGUUUUCUUCUUCUUCAGUUAAGAAGUCUGUGUGAACCGUCAUAGAAUUGACUAGAUUCUCAGCUAGCUUGGGUUCAUUGGAAAAUUGAUCACAGAGGGAA